Microthlaspi erraticum is the source of this 669-nucleotide messenger RNA. NCBI's taxonomy places the organism in Eukaryota, Viridiplantae, Streptophyta, Magnoliopsida, Brassicales, Brassicaceae. The record is from the annotation of a GenBank genome assembly.
AUGGUGAGUGCUUUAGUAGCAAUGGAGAGCGAUGACGAAACGAAUCCGCCAUGGCUGUUACCGAUGCUUCGAGCUAACUACUUCGCGGCUUGCUCCUUUCACGAAGAGUCUUCUAAGAGCGAAUGCAAUCUCUUCUGCUUGGACUGUUCGGGAAAUGCCUUUUGCUCUUACUGUUCGAUUCAUCACAGAGACCAUCGUGUCGUCCAGAUUAGACGGUCUUCGUACCAUAACGUAGUGAAAGUGAGUGAGAUUCAGAAACACAUUGAUAUCUCCUGUGUUCAGACUUACGUCAUCAACAGUGCUAAGAUCCUCUUCUUGAACGAGAGGCCUCAGGUUCGUGGUGGAGCUGCGAAAGGCGUCACUAAAACUUGCCAGAUCUGUUUCCGUAGCCUCCUCGACUUUUUCCGGUUCUGUUCUCUCGCUUGCAAGCUUGAAGGCAUUAGGCAUGGAGAUGACUCAAAUUUGACAUUCUCUUUGAGAGGGAAGAGUGGUAGAGAUGUGUUCUGUCUCGGUGAGCCUGCAAAGAUCCGAAAAACCGGGAUUAUUGGAGUCGAUGUUCACAGCGAAACGGCGGGUGUGGAGUCUCCGGGGACACCUCCGAUUGAUUGCCACCGGAAUUACCCAAAACAGAGGCGAAGAAAGGGUAUACCUCGCCGAGCUCCUUUCUGA